Messenger RNA from Strongyloides ratti, 1572 nucleotides. Its product is annotated as GH10322p. The record is from RefSeq and is a predicted model, not a curated record. Gene Ontology annotation, biological process: adenylate cyclase-activating adrenergic receptor signaling pathway. Gene Ontology annotation, cellular component: membrane. Gene Ontology annotation, molecular function: G protein-coupled receptor activity. NCBI's taxonomy places the organism in Eukaryota, Metazoa, Nematoda, Chromadorea, Rhabditida, Strongyloididae. Bases 1 to 1572 code for a protein of 523 amino acids. The transcript has 4 exons.
AUGUGGCUGUUAUGUAUUACUAUAAUAUUUGGUAUUGUUAAUAUAAUUGUUGUUUGUGGUAAUAUUUUGGUACUAUACAUUAUAAUUACUCAAAAAUCACUUCAUACAGCUACAAAUGCUAUUGUAUUAUCAUUAACUGUUGCUGAUUUUUUAUUAGGAUGUAUAAUAUUGCCUUUUGCAUUAUUACAAAAUUAUUUUGGUGUUUGGCAUUUUGGAGAUAUGUGGUGCCAAAUAUGGUUAGCUUUAGAUAUUUGGUUAAGUACUGCUUCAAUUUACAAUUUAUUGGCAAUUACCUUUGACAGAUAUAUGGCAGUAAGAGAUCCUAUUAAAUACAAGUUAAUUUCUUCCAGCAAAAUGACAAAAAUAACCAUCUCAUUAGUAUGGGUGAUAUCAGCUAUGCUAGCUUUAUUUAAAUUAAUAAUAGAUUUUUGGUUAUUAUCUCCUACAUCAGAAAAAUUAAUUAGUAAUGUUUUGAGAAAUGAUACUUUUGUAAUAACAUCUAAUGAUGAAGAAUAUAAAGAAUGUACUCCAUUAACAAAUACACCCCUAUAUAUUAUUUUUUCAGCAUCUAUAUCAUUUAUAUUACCACUUAUUGCAAUGAUAGAAAUGAAUGUUUGUAUUGUUCAAACAGUAUCAGAUUCUUGUCGCAAAAAAUCAACUAUAAGUAAAAUUAAUUCUAUUGGAAGUAGUUUAGUAAAGUCUGUUGAACAAACUGGUGAAUAUACACAACUUCGAAUUCAUCGUGGUGUAAAAAAACCUAUUCAAUCAUGUAAUGCUAGUCAAGAAAGGAUUGCCUGGAAAGGAAAAACAAGAAGAAAUAGUUUUGAUAACAAAUUCUAUCAAUAUUCAACUAUAAAUAAUGGAACGGAAAAAAUAAAUAUACAAAAGUGGUCGGAUUAUGGAAAUAGUCAUGGAUCUCAAAAUAUAAAAUUAAAAAAAAUUACAAAUUGUGAAAAAUUAAAAAAAAAAAUAUCUACAAGAAGUUUGGGUUUAAGUAAUAAUUUUAUUAUAUCACCAACAGAAGAAAAAGAUAAUAUAAAAAAUUAUGUUGAGAAUUCCCAAAGUACACAUGAAAUUAAAGAAAAUAGUGAAGGAUCUUCUUUUGACAUUAAUAAUUUAAAAAUAAAUAAAGAUUCAACAUCAUCUACAACAGAUAAUAUGGCACUUUGGAGUGCUGCUACAGUACCAAUAAUAUUAUAUAAGUGUCCUUGUCAUUUAAAGACACAAUUAAGUAUUGCUAAAAAAACAUUAUUUUCUUCAAUGGGUUCUUCAAAUAAUAAACAUUUGUCAAAACAACAAUCAACAGAGUAUCGUGUCGCAAGAACAAUUGUAAUUGUUGUUGGAUGCUUUGCAAUUUGUUGGAUUCCAUUUAUGAUAGUAUAUUUAUCAGAAGCUUUUGAAUCAUGUUCUAACAAUAAAUGUAUUCCACAAUGGCUUUUUACACUAACAUUUUGGUUAGGAUAUGCCAACUCAGCUAUAAACCCUCUUAUUUAUUCAGCAUUUUCAAGAGAUUUUAGUGCUGCUUUUAAAAAAGUUUUAUUUCGAAAAAGAAAAAAAAUAUCACGAUCUUAA